Molecule: messenger RNA, 861 nt
Organism: Daphnia pulex (common water flea)
Lineage: Eukaryota; Metazoa; Arthropoda; Branchiopoda; Diplostraca; Daphniidae
Product: serine/threonine-protein kinase/endoribonuclease IRE1-like
Exons: 5
Coding region: 1-861 (286 amino acids)
Biological process (GO): protein phosphorylation; intrinsic apoptotic signaling pathway in response to endoplasmic reticulum stress; IRE1-mediated unfolded protein response
Cellular component (GO): IRE1-TRAF2-ASK1 complex
Molecular function (GO): protein serine/threonine kinase activity; ATP binding; RNA endonuclease activity
Source: RefSeq, a predicted model, not a curated record
AUGAGUGACACUUACCUACUUCAUGGCAAAUUUAGUUACGAUCCAAAGGAUUUGAUUGGUAGGGGUGCCAAUGCGGAAGUGUUUCGUGGAACGUACAAGGGCGAAGAAUCAAGAAGAUCGAGGUACAUUAUUUUGGAGUUGUGUUCCGGAACUCUGCAGGAUGUUUGUGAGGGGAAAUUUCAAGGGCCAGCAAUUCAGUCCAACAAAGAAGUUGUACAUCAGAUUAUUAAGGGACUUGAUUACACUCACUCUAACAAAUUCAUUCAUGGAGACAUCAAACCAGAAACUAUUUUCAUUUCGAAAACAACACAUUCUGUGAAAAUCGAGUUGUCCAAUUUUUUGCUGAGGAAACAUGUAGGCAGCAACAGCAAUUUUGAUUGGAUGGCCCCUGAACUGCAAACACCAGAGAGGGUAACCGAUUCGCCCAGCUGCGACAUUUUUUCAGUCGGCUGUGUUGUCUUAUAUUACGUAACUCGUGGGACACAUCCAUUUGGCGACCUUGCCGAAGUGAAAAAUAAUAUUCGUGACAAUAGGCCACUGCUGAACAUCGCGAAAACUGAUGAGCAUUCACAAAUCCUGUCUUGCAUUGCACAAGGGAUGAUUGAAUUUGACCCGUCUAAAAGAACAUCUUUGAAAGGAAUCUUAUCUACAAACUUUCCAGUUCCUUGGUCAGGUAGAAUAAAGAAACGUUCUGAUAUGCUUGGGACGGGUGGAUUUAGCGUGGUGUUUCAUGAUUGCGAAAUCGCAAUACAAUCUCAGCUCAAUCACGAAAAUGUCCUAAAAAUUCUUGCCGUUGAAGAAAAUGAAGAUUUCAGCUGCGCUCAUUAUUGGGUUGAGGUCAAAAUUAUUCACGACAUCUAG